Solanum pennellii is the source of this 1321-nucleotide messenger RNA. Its product is annotated as GDSL esterase/lipase At2g04570-like. The record is from RefSeq and is a predicted model, not a curated record. NCBI's taxonomy places the organism in Eukaryota, Viridiplantae, Streptophyta, Magnoliopsida, Solanales, Solanaceae. The coding region runs from base 42 to 1115 and encodes 357 amino acids. Gene Ontology annotation, molecular function: hydrolase activity, acting on ester bonds. The transcript has 3 exons.
CUUAACUCAAAUUCCCAUAAGCUUAACCCAAAAAAAAAUAAAUGGAAGCUUAUUACAAGUUCAUUCCAUGUCUUAUUAUAAUUUUUGUUCAACUAACUAUUAUUAUCCCUUGUGUUAUAGGAGGAAAAGUUCCAGCAAUUAUAGUAUUCGGCGAUUCAUCGGUAGAUGCUGGAAAUAAUAAUCAAAUUUCUACUGUUCUUAAGAGUAAUUUUGAGCCUUAUGGACGUGAUUUUUAUGGUAAAAUGCCAACAGGAAGAUUUUGUAAUGGGCGUAUCCCGCCUGAUUUUAUAUCUGAGGCUUUUGGUUUGAGACCAUUUGUGCCUGCUUAUUUGGAUCCAAUGUUUAGUAUUACUGAUUUUGCUGGUGGAGUUUGUUUUGCUUCCGCUGGUACUGGUUAUGAUAAUGCCACUUCUCAAGUUCUAAAUGUGAUACCAUUGUGGAAGGAAAUAGAGAACUACAAGGAGUAUUCAAAGAAACUAGAAGCAUAUGUAGGGAGAAAAAAAGCAAAAUACAUAAUACAAGAAGCACUCUAUCUAGUGAGCUUGGGAACAAAUGAUUUCUUGGAAAAUUAUUAUUCAAUACAAAGCAAACGUGCAUCUCAAUUUACAAUAGAACAAUAUCAAGGCUUUCUAAUUGAACUUGCUGAGAAUUUUAUCAAAGAAAUUUAUCAACUUGGAGCUAGGAAAAUAUCAUUUACUGGACUUCCUCCAAUGGGAUGUUUACCUUUAGAAAGAGCAACAAAUAUUAUAGGAGGACAUGGAGAUGCAUGCAAUGAGAAAUAUAAUGAUUGUGCUUUGAGGUUUAAUGUGAUGUUGAAUGGUUUGGUUGACAAGUUAAAUAGGGAACUUCCAGGGAUGAAAAUGGUUUUUUCUAAUCCAUAUGAGCUCAUACUUCAAAUUAUCAGAAAUCCUUCUUCAUUUGGAUUUGAGGUGGCUGGUGUAGCAUGUUGUGGCACAGGAUUAUUUGAAAUGAGUUAUUUAUGUGACAAAUUAAACCCACUAACAUGCACUGAUGCAAAUAAAUAUGUAUUUUGGGAUUCUUUCCAUCUCUCCCAAAAAACUAAUCUCAUUAUCACCAAUUUCUUGAUGAAAAAUGUCCUCAAUCAAUUUUUAUAAUAUCAUGUAACUUUGUACAACCAUUUAUUGUGUUGUUUUUAAUUUAAUUUGCUAAAAUAUAUUAUAAAUGUACUACGAUCCAGAGUGUGAAAAAAACAAUAUAUAUUUCAUUGUAUAUAUUGGUCAUAGUUGUAAUCUUCAUGUAAUUUGUGAUUCUUGUUUGUCUAAUAAACUUGUAUUUAUUCGUUUAAGGAUAUUACUAUAAA